CACUCUGAAACUAACUCCAUAGUCUACAAUCACCCAUAAUUAUCCCCACAAAAACUGCCCAAAGAAGAAUAUGAGAAUGGGGAAAUGCAUAAGGUGCGGAAUUGCAUGUUUGAUGAUAAUAUGUGGAAUUGAAGCAGCUGCAGCUGCUGUUUAUACAGUUGGCGACUCUUCUGGUUGGUCGAUUGGUGCAGAUUAUGCCACGUGGACUACUGACAAGACCUUCUCCGUUGGUGAUACCCUUGCGUUCAACUAUCCUCCUGGCCACACUGUGGAUGAAGUGAGUGCAAGCGACUACAAGACAUGCACCAUCGGCAACGCCAUCGCCUCCGACAGCAGCGGCGCCACCUCCGUCUCCCUCAAGACCGCCGGCCCGCACUACUACAUCUGCGGCGUCCCCGGCCACUGCGGCGGAGGAAUGAAGCUCGCCAUCACCGUAGCAGCCGGAGCUGGAAACACCACUACCCUUUCUCCGGCGCCACCUGCCGCCGUCACGACACUAGCGCCGCCUACCGGCCUGGCGGUUCCGGCGGGGGGCACCUUUACUGAUCCGUAUUCAUCUUCCGCGAGGUUAUCUGUGGCGGCGGCUGCCGUCUUCGCAUUUUACGCUCUUGCAAUUUUCAAUUGUUUUAUUAUAUGAGAAUUCAUUACCAGGAUAGAGGCAGUGCUGCUUUAAUGCAUAUUGCUAUGCUUUAUUUUCCUACUUGUAUAAGUAUUAUUCAUCAUUGGACUAUCCAUGCUGUGUAUAGUUGCUAGCUUAUUUUAUUUUUAUUUCAGUGUAACUAGUUAAUAUGUGCUUUUUUGUUUUUGUUUUUUUGUCAAAAUAUGAUGAAGAAAAUGAUGUUCUUUGAAUUA
Messenger RNA from Salvia miltiorrhiza (redroot sage), 852 nucleotides. RefSeq names its product blue copper protein-like. Gene Ontology annotation, molecular function: electron transfer activity. The coding region runs from base 71 to 637 and encodes 188 amino acids. The transcript has 2 exons. NCBI's taxonomy places the organism in Eukaryota, Viridiplantae, Streptophyta, Magnoliopsida, Lamiales, Lamiaceae. Gene Ontology annotation, cellular component: plasma membrane. The record is from RefSeq and is a predicted model, not a curated record.